Teleopsis dalmanni is the source of this 1874-nucleotide messenger RNA. Its product is annotated as protein O-glucosyltransferase 2-like. The record is from RefSeq and is a predicted model, not a curated record. Lineage: Eukaryota; Metazoa; Arthropoda; Insecta; Diptera; Diopsidae. The coding region runs from base 77 to 1585 and encodes 502 amino acids. Gene Ontology annotation, molecular function: glucosyltransferase activity; protein binding. The transcript has 4 exons. Gene Ontology annotation, cellular component: endomembrane system.
GAUAGAACAGCUGAUUGAUAUACUAACAGAAUAAAGUAUUUUAAUAAAGGCGCUUUUUGAAAAAUUGUUUAGAAAAAUGUGUAAACAUUUCUGGGUAAAAUUAUUACCCUUAUAUUUUGCUAUUGGAAGUGUGAAUUGCGAUAAUCUAUCGGUUGACGCAGAAAAGACAUUGGUAUGGGGACCAGGGCUCAAGCCAGAUGAAGUUGUGCUCCCGGCACGUUAUUUCUUUAUACAUGCUGUAGAUAAAAAUGGGCGGAAGUUAAAUCACUUACCAGCCCAAAAAUUUGAAGUGCAUAUUAAAGGGAAGUCACCACAUGGGAAGUGUCGGUCAAUUGUUAAUUUAAUUGAUCGCGGCGAUGGAUCCUUAAUAGCACGUUAUACCAUUGCUGAUUGGUGUGAAAAAGUUAAAAUUGAAAUACGUUAUAAUGGCACACAAGUAGCGCAAUCACCAUAUUAUGUGAGAAAUAAAGUCUAUUCAGCACGUUGCUAUUGCCCUCAGGACCUUAAUAUUUGGUUACUUCACAACAAUUGCCCAGCAGCUUUAGAUGAUAAACAAAUCGAAUGGGAUUUGCAUUCUUUUAAACGUGUUAACUUUAGUGCCAUACGUGAAAAUCUUCUAAAGCGUUAUAAUUCACCAGAAGCUAUAUCAUUAUGCCAUUAUGUAGUUAAACAACAACAAAUUUGGCGACAAUGCUAUGGAAAAUAUACAGGUUUUAAAAUGUUUAUGGAUGCUACCUUGUUGGCAUUAGGAAGAGUAGCUUUACUUCCUGAUAUGGAAUUUUAUCUUAAUUUGGGAGAUUGGCCAUUGUCAAAAAAAGGUGGGCAACAACGUACCUCUGGACCAUAUCCUAUAUUUUCAUGGUGCGGAAGUGAUGAUUCGUAUGAUAUAACACUACCAACAUAUGAUAUAACUGAAUCUACCGUUGAAAAUAUGGGACGUGUCACUUUAGAUAUGCUUUCAGUGCAACGUCAGGAAUAUCCUUGGGAGACAAAAGAGGAAAAAGCUUUUUGGCGGGGCAGAGAUUCACGUCGUGAACGGCUUGAUUUAAUUGAUUUAGCUAGAAAACAUUCUGAAUAUAUAAAUGCGUCACUAACUAAUUUCUUUUUCUUUCCAAAAGAAGAAUCUAAAUAUGGUCCAAAAGUACCUCAUAUAUCUUUUAUGGAAUUUUUCAGAAAUAAAUAUCAAAUUAAUAUUGAUGGAUCAGUAGCUUCUUAUCGUUUUCCAUAUCUUUUGGCUGGAGAUGGUUUAGUUUUUAAACAAGAAUCACCCUACUAUGAACAUUUCUAUAGCAAAUUAGUUCCAUAUAAACAUUAUGUGCCAUUUAAGCGUGAUUUAAGUGAUCUAAUUGAUAAGAUUCAGUGGGCUAAAGAGAAUGACGGACGCGCGCGGGAAAUUGUCGCAGGAGCACGAGAAUUUGCAGAACAAAACUUAAUGCCACAAAAUAUUUAUUGCUAUCAUUUAGCUUUAUUUAAGGAAUGGAGCACUCGUCUAAUAUCACCAAUAGCUAUACUGCCAGGCAUGGAAAAAUUGGAGCAAACUUUCACUUGCUCAUGUAAAGAGCCGCCCAUUAAAGAUGAGUUAUAAUUUUUUAAUAUUAUUAUUCGCGUCGAUCCAGCCGAUGUACUCAUGUUUGUGCACAUUACUCUUGCAUAUGUUGUUUUCCUUUUGGUUUACUGACUAAGAGUUGAAUUUGAUUUAAUUCUAAUUCCGUGAUAUUUAUUUCUGAAUAUUUUUAUCUAAAAGCUUGAAAUAACACUUCAAAUCUAUUUAUCUAUUUAAUUUAAUUUUUUACGUGAAGUUUAUUUCUUACAAAUGGAAUCUCAUAUCAAUAGGUCAAUUUUAUAUUAUACUCUAUUUUGAAAUGCGUUUAUAU